AUGGAGCCAGCCGAGCAACCAGAGCCACAAGAGGAACCGAAAAUCGUCAAGGCUCCGCGAAAAAAUGCGAGGAAAGAGGUGGCGGUGAAAAAAGUGCGACCCAAGGGCCGCAAUUUGAUUGUUCCCAACUCGCGAAUGAUGUUUGAGAAUGUGGUGAGGGAAAUUGGCUGGAAAUAUGGGAGAUUUGAUGAUUUUGGCUGAAAAUUCAGUUUUCCUAGCUGAAAAUGAAGGAUUCUAGCUGGAAACGCUGAUUUUCAGCUGCAGCUCGCUGUAAUUCACAAUUUCGAGCUGGAAAUCAAGGUUUUCAGCAAAAAUAGAGCUUUCUGGCUGAAAAUCCUGUUUUUCUAGCUGAAAAUGUUACAUUUUGGCCGGAAAAGCUGAUUUUCAGCUGCAGCUUGCUGUAAUUCACAAUUUCGAGCUGGAAAUCAAGGUUUUCAGCAAAAAUAGAGCUUUCUGGCUGUAAAUCCUGUUUUUCUAGCUGGAAAUGUUAAAUUUUGGCUGGAUAAGCUGAUUUUCAGCUACAGCUUGCUGUAAUUCACAAAUUUUCAGCUGGAAAUCAAGGUUUUCAGCAAAAAUAAUGAUUUUUAGCUGAAAAUACCCAAAUUUACACUCAAAAUCAUCCAUUUUCCAUCAAAAACCCCAAUUUUUUUACUCAAAAACCCAGAAUUUAACUUCAGGACGCGCUCAUCGACGGUCGUUUCUAUUGUCGAAUCUGCAGUUCGACGUACAAGACUGUGGCGACAUUGGUGGCACAUCUACGACAAAUUCAUUUGAAAUCCGAAUCGAUUUGUCAGGAACCGGGAUGUGAUCAGUGAGAAUUUCGCAAAAAAUCAUGCAAAAUCCGAGUUUUUCGGUGAAAAAUGCGAUUUUUGCAAGUCUGGCACGGUUUUCUACGAGAAAAACUGUGUCAGGCUUGCGAAAUCAUGAAAAAUGCGAUUUUUGCAAGUCUGGCACGGUUUUCUAUGGGAAAAACUGUGCGAGGCUUGCAAAAUCAUGAAAAAUGCGAUGUUUGCAAGUCUGCCACGGUUUUCUAUGGGAAAAACUGUGCCAGACUUGCAAAAUCAUGAAAAAUAGCGAUUUUUGCAAUCCUGGCACGGUUUUCUAUGGGAAAAACUGUGCCGGGCUUGCAAAAUCAUGAAAAUUGCGAUUUUUGCAAGUCUGCCACGGUUUUCUAUGGGAAAACCUGUGCCAGACUUGCAAAAUCAUGAAAAAUAGCGAUUUUUGCAAUCCUGGCACGGUUUUCUAUGGGAAAAACUGUGCCAGGCUUGCAAAAUCAUAAAAAAUGCGAUUUUUGCAAGUCUGGCACGGUUUUCUAUGGGAAAAACUGUGCCAGACUUGCAAAAUCAUGAAAAAUAGCGAUUUUUGCAAGUCUGGCACGGUUUUCUAUGGGAAAAACUGUGCCAGGCUUGCAAAAUCAUGAAAAAUGCGAUUUUUGCAAGUCUGCCACGGUUUUCUAUGGGAAAAACUGUGCCAGACUUGCAAAAUCAUGAAAAAUAGCGAUUUUUGCAAUCCUGGCACGGUUUUCUAUGGGAAAAACUGUGCCGGGCUUGCAAAAUCAUGAAAAUUGCGAUUUUUGCAAGUCUGCCACGGUUUUCUAUGGGAAAACCUGUGCCAGACUUGCAAAAUCAUGAAAAAUAGCGAUUUUUGCAAUCCUGGCACGGUUUUCUAUGGGAAAAACUGUGCCAGGCUUGCAAAAUCAUAAAAAAUGCGAUUUUUGCAAGUCUGGCACGGUUUUCUAUGGGAAAACCUGUGCCAGACUUGCAAAAUCAUGACAAAUGCAAGCCUGGCACAGUUUUUCAUGAAAAUUUCCAAUUUUUCGAUCUGAAAAUCUGAAAAUCACCGAAUUUUCAGCCACGCAAUGACACGUAGCGAACGCCAACGUCACCAAAAAAUCCACGACAAUGAGCGAUAUCAAAAAAUGCUGCAAAAACAAAUGGAAAAAGAUCGAAGUUUGAUGGAGGUUCCGAUGAUUGUGAGUAUGCUGAAAAUCAUGGAUUUUUGGCUGAAAAUGAGCUGAAAAUCAAGAAAUUUCGUCAAAAUUGAUGAAUUUUGAUAUAAAAUAACCCUAGAAUCAAUUUUAUAUCAAAAUUCAUGAUUUUUGGCCAUUUUUCUUGAUUUUCAGCUUAAAAUUGGCUGAAAAUUGCGAUUUUUAGCUGAAAAUCACGAAUUUCCAGCUGAAAAACAAGAAAUUUGGUCAAAAAUCAUGAAUUUUGAUAUAAAAUUUAUCUUAGGCUUAAUUUAUAUCAAAAUUCAUCAUUUUUGGCCAUUUUUCUUGAUUUUCAGCUCAAAAUUUGAUGAAAAUCGCGAUUUUCAGCCCAAAAUCCCCAAUUUUCCUUACAGAAAUCCCAACUUUUCCCCGACACGCUUCAACAAAACAACAAAGAAAUUCAAGGAAUGUUCAAGAGUUUCGACGUGGAAAAGUCAAAAGUGAUGUACACGUGCCAAGUUUGUGCACACAAUUUUCAUCAUCCAUUUCAUGCCGCCAAACAUGUCGAAUGUCAUAAGUGAGUUUUCAGCUGAAAUUCUGAAAAUUUGGCUGAAAUUGAAGAUUUUGAAGAUUUUUCAUCUGAAAAUCGUGAAAAACGCGAAAAUUCCACGUUUUUUGACACCAAACAAGCGGGAUUACUGUAGCUCUCGUAGAAGUACUGUAGUUUUUUCUCUAAUACAGUAAUCUAGGGUUACUGUAGAAAUUACUGUAUUGUUUAUUGAAUCUACAGUAAUCCUAGAUCUUCUACAGUACCCCCUCUAUCAAAUUUGGUAUCAAAAUGCUCCAAAUUUCGACCUACAGUAACCCAGAUCUACAGUACUCACCUGAAAAUACCGUGAAAUUCUCAAAAACCCGAUUUUCGAGCUGAAAAUCGCUGAAAUUGUGCGAUUUCUCCAGAUGUUUUUCCAGAUUUUCCGAGCAUUUUGGAAAAUUGGGUUUUUUAGGCCCAGGGCCAUUUCAGGCCCAAAAAUCGUUGAAAGCAGGCUUUUUCAGGCCUAAGGCUUAAAAAUGAUGAAAAAUCCAAGAUUCUGAUCCAAAAUUCGUGAAAAUUGGGCCUUUCUGGGCCUAGGUCCGAUCCCGGACCAUUUCAGGCUUAAAAAUGAUGAAAAAUCCAAGGUUCUGCACCAAAAUUUAUGAAAAUUGGGCCUUUCUAGGCCUAAGCCCGAGCCCGGACCAUUUCAGGCCUAAAAAUGAUGAAAAAUCCAAGUUUCUGAUCCAAAAUUUGUGAAAAUUGGGCCUUUCUAGGCCUAAGCCCGAGCCCGGACCAUUUCAGGCCUAAAAAUGAUGAAAAAUCCGAGUUUCUGAUCCAAAAUUUGUGAAAAUUGGGCCUUUCUAGGCCUAAGCCCGAGCCCGGACCAUUUCAGGCUUAAAAAUGAUGAAAAAUCCAAAAUUCGUGAAAAUUGGGCCUAAGCCCGAGCCCGGACCAUUCUAGGCUUUAAAAUGAUGAAAAAUCCAAAAUUCGUGAAAAUUGGGCCUAAGCCCGAGCCCGGACCGUUUUAGGCUCAAAAUUCUUCAUUUUUAACCAAAUUUGCAUCAAAAACCAUCAUUUUUAUCAGAAAAAUCUGAAAUUUUUCCAGCAAAGCUCCCGAAUCGUGUUAUUAUUGUGGAAGUAUUCGAAAUGGAGCUCUCGACGUUCAAAUGCACAACGUGAAAAAGCACCAAAAAGAUGCCGUUCGUGUUUAUAAAUGUGCAAAGUGUGCCAAACAAUACACGUCAUUUCAAGCGUUUCAACAACAUUGGAAGGUUUUGAAUCGAACAGGUGCGGUUACUGUAGUUAACUGUAGGUUUUGGCGCGAAAAAUGAUGAAUUUUGAUACUAAAUAAGCCUAUGCUCGGCGAAAUUCCACGUGGAAAAAUUUGAAUUUGAAAAAUUUCGCGCCAAAAACCUAGCCACCUACAGUAAUCCUGUGAUUUUUCAGGCUGCAAACAAUCGGAUAUGACUCAGGACGUGUAUUUUGGCGAGUUGCCAGAUACAGUAAUCAUUGAUGGAAUUACGCAACGUGAGUUUGGGUACUGUAGAUUUUUAGCGCGCGCGAAAAAUCCACGUUUUUUGACACCAAAUAUGACUAGGUUUUGAUCUACAGUAAUUUUUGAGCUACAGUACUCAUGUUUGGACUCAAAAUGCUCCAAAUUUCGUGGCGAGACCCAAAAUCUACAGUACCCCAUCGAAUUUGGACUCAAAAUGCUCCAAAUUUCGUGGCGAGACCCAAAAUCUACGGUACCCCUGUCGAAUUUGGACACAAAAUGCUCCAAAUUUCGUGGCGAGACCCAAAAUCUACGGUACCCCUGUCGAAUUUGGACUCAAAAUGCUCCAAAUUUCGUGGCGAGACCCAAAAUCUACAGUACCCCUGUCGAGUUCGGGCUCAAAAUGUUCCAAAUUUCGUGGCGAGACCCAAAAUCUACAGUAUCCCUCCAAAAUCACAAUUUUUUCCUCCAGAAUUGGUCGAUCAACAACGCCAGCAAAAUUUGAUGCGAAAAAAAAUGCUGGAAAAUGCGGACCCCGAAAAAUUGAUGGUCCCAAUUGCCAAGACGAUGGUACAAAAUGAAAAAAGGCGAAAAAUGUUUUCUGGAGCUGCAAAAAGUGAGUUACAGUACCCAAAAAUGCUCCAAAUUUCCCGCCAAAACCUACAGUAACCCUUUUGCAGCCAGCUCCAAUUUCACCAACCAACAACAAAUCCGACAAUUUCUACUUUCACGCUCUUCCAACCAUGGAAAUGGGUGAAAAAAUGCCGAAUUUUGGAGGCGGCGCAGGCGCUCAGCCUCAAUUAUAUAGCGGAACUCCGGUUUAUAUGGCUCAAAAUGGGGUGAGUUUUGAAUUUUUGGGUGAAAAUGAGCCUGAAAUCGUGAAAAUCGGCCCAAAAUGAGCCUAGAAUCAUGAACAUGCAAUUUUUAAGGCCUUGAAGGCUCAUUUUAGGCCUAUUUUUAGGCUCGUUUUAAAGGCCCUAAACUGCUUAUUUUAAGGCCUAUUUUGAGGACCUGAACUUCUUAUUUCAGGCCUAUUUUUAGGCUCAAAAUCCCCAUUUCCACCAAAAAUCCCGAAUUUCCAGGCCUACUUCUAUCAUGCUCCACAAUUUUUUGCUCCAAACUCGCCGCCGGCUCCUCAAUUUUUCGCCACCGCCACCACUGCUGCCACGUCAUCACAACACGCCGCACCAAUUUCACCCACAUUUUUAUUCGUACCCGCCGGAGCUGCGCCGCCCACAAAACAUCCGUUUUUGACACCCACCCAUACACCACCCGCACCGUCAUAUUUGGUGCAAAAAGGUGAGCUACAGUACUCUUGACGCGUCAAAAAUCCACGUUUUUUGACACCAAACAUGACGUAUAUUUGAUCUACAGUACCCAUUUCGCACCAGGACCCAAAAUCUAGUCGAAUUUGGGCUCAAAAUGCUCCUUUCGACCUACAGUACCCCCCAAAAAUUAUCGAUUUUUCUCCAGAACCUUCUACUUCAAUUUCUUCCCAAGACCAGCCAACAAAAGGACUUGUGAUGCCGUGUUUGAGUGAAUUCGGAAUGCCGUCCGAUUGUGAUGAUUUUGGAAUUGGUGAGCUUUGGGGAAAAUUUGGGUUACUGUAGUUUUUGGCGCGCGAAAAAUGAGCGAAAAAUUGAGCAUUUUGAUACAGUACCCCCUUUUGACGCAAAAAUUAUUUGAAAUUCAAAAAUUUUUGCAGAUCUUCUCAACGAUGAUCCGGAUUUUUCCAAAGUUUUUAGCAUUAUCUGA
Molecule: messenger RNA, 5706 nt
Organism: Caenorhabditis angaria
Lineage: Eukaryota; Metazoa; Nematoda; Chromadorea; Rhabditida; Rhabditidae
Source: the annotation of a GenBank genome assembly